Molecule: messenger RNA, 1418 nt
Organism: Lates calcarifer (barramundi perch)
Lineage: Eukaryota; Metazoa; Chordata; Actinopteri; Centropomidae
Gene: fbxw4
Product: F-box and WD repeat domain containing 4
Exons: 9
Coding region: 164-1333 (389 amino acids)
Biological process (GO): SCF-dependent proteasomal ubiquitin-dependent protein catabolic process
Cellular component (GO): SCF ubiquitin ligase complex
Molecular function (GO): protein binding
Source: RefSeq, a predicted model, not a curated record
AGAGCUGUCAGCUGACUAUAGGAAAGGCUUCCGGUUUCCUCUGAAACAUGGUGCACAGUUUAUUUGGUUUAACUGUCGUUUUUUCCGAGGAAUACUGUGUGCAGCCAAGACCCAGACUCAGUGUGUGUGAGGAAGGAGCAGCGGUGCAGCCAGCGGGCUCACCAUGAUCUUACUCCAGCUUCCAGAGGAUGUCCUUUAUCAUAUCUUGUCUUAUUUGGACUACAAAUCUCUCAGUCGUCUCUCUCAAGUGUGUAAAAGCAUUUACCGCUUUGUAAACCGGGACGCUGUGUGGAGGAGGAUUGCCAAAGAGUUUCUAAACACUGGAAUCAGUCGGGACGGGACGGACAUAUAUCCUCACAUUCCACUGAAGGAAAGAGUGAAGAUUGCUCAAAACUGGUAUAAUGGUGUCUGCAAAAGGGCGAUUCCUCUCAAAUGGAAAACACAGCUGCUGCCAUGGUUGCAGCUGGAAGGGGAUGUACUGUUUCUAUCUCAGGCAGCUGAUAUCAGAGCGUACCAUUUGCGGCAAGACUCUGGGAGGCUCCAGCGGAACCCAUUUGAAAUCUACUCAGGCCACAAUGGUGAUGUGUGCCACUUUGUUCUGACGGACUCUCACCUGAUCAGUGGAGGAAGUGAAGGCAAGAUCCUGGUCCACAGCAGAACGAGUGACAUGUCGGUGGAGUUAUCAGGUCACAACCAGGAAGUCAACUGCUUGGACUCUAAAGAUGGACUUAUCAUCAGUGGAUCCAGAGACCGAACAACCCGGAUUUGGACUUUGACUUCCACCUACCCCAGACACACAAUUCCCAUGUAUGACAGAGUGUGGUCUGUUGCUAUUAGUCCAACGCUGAGCUCCUUUGUAACAGGAACUGCAUGCUGUGAGAACUUCUCCCCUCUACGCAUCUGGGAUGUUGAGCGGUUGGAGUGUGUGUGCAGUCUGGGCUCAGAGUUUCGUCGCGGGGCCGGUGUGUUGGACAUGGUUUUUGAGUCUCCGUUCCAGCUCUUUACCUGUGGCUAUGAUACCUUCAUUCGACUGUGGGACCUCCGAAUCAACCCACAGAAGUGUGUGAUGGAGUGGGAGGAGCCGCAUGACAGCGCUCUGUACUGUAUCCAGACAGACGGAAAUCACAUGAUAGCCAGUGGCUCCUCAUACUAUGGUGUUGUGCGACUCUGGGACAAACGACAGACUGAAUGCCUGCAGUUCUUCCAACUGAGCUCAGACCCAGUGAGCAGCCCAGUGUACUGCCUGAGGUUCAGCAGCACUCACCUGUACGCAGCUCUGGCCACCGCCCUGCACUUACUGGACUUCAGACAGAACCCCAUCUACAUCAGAUGAUACACACACACAAAUACAGUUCAAAAUCAUCAUUUCAAUAAAGCUGUCUAUUUUCACAAUAAAUGCUUUCACGUUUUGCAAGGAA